CCCAUUUUAGGGCGGAAAGACAUGUAUUUUGUCAAUAUAUGCAUAUAUUGCAUUGUAAACAGGAAGCACAACCUCCUAAUGACCUUCUUCGAGCUGAAAACGUAGCGGCAGCUCUCCCUAGUGGUUAGCAAGCAGUUAGCAGCGAAGGGAGUGGAGAGAUUGAGAAGUGAAAAGGCAGGAAGGAAGGCCGUGGUACAUCGGCGUCUCCUAUACUAGAUCUGCAGUGGCUACAGCUGGGGAGAUGUCUGUGUUGACCUGAUCCCCUCCUCUCUUGCAGUAGAUGUGUGCUGUGCCUUCAAGAUGAGUGUGAAGGCAUUUGAGCUGGUCCCUGCCGUGGAGCGGGAGCUCCUGAUGGGAGACAAGGCCCGCAUCAACAUUGAGUGCAUCGAGUGCUGCGGCAAGCACCUGUACGUGGGCACCAACGACUGCUUCAUACAUCACUUCCUGCUGGAGGAGCAUGCCACGACCAAGGGGAUGCUAUCCUACACCGUCCAGAAACUGCUGUUCAAGUACCUGGGCCUGAAAAAGCCUGUGGAGGCCCUGAAGGCCGCAUCAGCGUUAGAACGCAUCAUUGUGCUCUGUGAUGCUACAGUUAGUGUUGUUGACAUGAUCACCUUAGAACCCGUGCCUUCGGGCGGGGCCAAGAUUAAAGGCGUGGCCGCAUUCUGCGUCAACGAGAACCCGGUGAACGGGGACCCGUUCUGCGUGGAGAUCGGGGUGAUCUCGGCCCGGCGGCGCACCGUUCAGAUAUACAUGGUGUACGAGGACAGGGUGCAGCUGGUGAAAGAGGUCAACACGCCGGAGCAGCCAUGUGCGGUCAGUCUGGACGGUUAUUUCCUGUGCCUGGCCCUCUCCACGCAGUACAUGAUCCUUAACUACAGCACAGGGGCCGCGCAGGACCUGUUCCCCUACGACAGCGAGGAGAGGAAGCCCAUCGUCAAGAGGAUUGGCAGGGAGGAGUUCCUCUUGGCUGCCCCCGGUGGCCUGGGUAUGUUUGCCAAUGCAGAGGGUAUAUCCCAGCGUGCCCCAGUGAACUGGUCAGAGAGUGUGAUUGGAGCGGCUGUGUGUUUUCCCUAUGUGGUGGCGCUAGACGAGGGCUUCGUCACCGUCCACAGUAUGCUGGACCAGCAGCUCAAGCAGACCCUCUCCUUCAGAGACGGACACAUCCUACAGGACUUUGAAGGUAAGGUGGUUCUAGCCUCCACUAAGGCUGUGUAUGUGCUGGUGCCCCUACCCCUGGAGAGACAGAUUCAGGAGCUGCUAGCUGGACACAGAGUGGAGGAGGCCCUCGCCCUUACAGAGGGAGCCAGGAGGAACAUUCCCAAAGACAAGUUCCAGAUAUUGCACAAAAGAAUCCUCCAGCAAGCAGGAUUCAUCCAGUUUGGACAGCUUCAGUUUUUAGAAGCGAAAGAACACUUCAGGACAGGUCAGUUGGACGUCCGGGAGUUGAUCUCCCUCUACCCUCUCCUCCUCCCGGCCUCCUCCUCCUUCACCCGCUGCCACCCGCCGCUCCACGAGUUCGCCGACCUCAACCACCUGGCGCAGGGGGACCAGGAGAAGGUCCAGAGGUGCAAGAGGUUCCUCAUCACGUACCUGGGUGAGGUGCGAAGCACGGAGGGGGCGAACGGCUGCCGGGAGGACGUGGACACGGCUCUGUUGAAGCUGUACGCUGAGCAGGACCACGAGAGUCUUCUGGACCUGCUGGCCUCCCCCAAUGCCUGUUUACUGGCAGACAGCGCCCCCUGGCUAGAGAAACACCACAAGUAUUUUGCACUAGGCCUCCUCUACCAUUAUAACGGACAGGAUUCAGCUGCUCUACAGUUGUGGGUGCGGGUAGUGAAUGGGGACCUUCAGGACUCUACCAGGGCUGAUCUGUAUGACUACAUUGUGGACUUCCUGAGUUUCUGUUCCAACCCGGACUUGGUGUGGAAAUAUGCAGACUGGGCCCUGCAGAGAGACCAGACGAUAGGGGUGCAGAUCUUCACCAGGAGGCCGGUGGGUCAGGACCAGGUUAAGGAGCAGAAGGACCAGGUGAACCCAGACGACGUCAUCACGUACCUGGGGAAACACAGCCAGGCUCUGCUGCUCUACCUGGAACACCUGGUGCUGGGCCGACGGAUACAGAAAGAGAAGCUCCACACCCACCUGGCAGUGCAGUAUACAGACAGAGUCCUGUCUCUCCUGUCUCAGUCCCCCACAGUGGACCAACAGGUGUCUAUAGCACGGGACAAACUCCAGCUCCUCCUCAGGGAGUCCAGCCUGUACCGCGUCCAACUACUACUGGGUAAGAUCCAGGAGUGUGACCAGUUGUUUCUGGAGAGAGCCACGCUCCACGGGAAACUAGAGGAGCACGAUAAGGCGUUACACAUCCUGGUGCACCAGCUCAAAGACUUCCCCGCUGCUGAGGCCUACUGCGUGUGGGGUUCCGCCUCCCGGGACCCGGCCUACCAGCAGCGCCUCUUCCACCUCCUUCUGGAGGUCUAUCUGGACCGGGACCUUCCCAGUAGUACCGGCUCCGGGGAGCUGGAGAUGGCAGCGGUGGAUCUGUUAAACCGACACGGGGAGGUGUUUGACGCUGUGCGCGUGCUGGACCUGCUUCCUGAAGGGUGGUCCCUGCAGCUGCUUCGCCCGUUCCUCGGACGCGCCCUGCGGGGGAGUAUGCACGCCUUCCGUACCUCCCAGGUUGCACUGGGGCUGGCGAGGUCAGAGAACCUACAGCUGCAGCACGACAGGUUGAAGCAGAGGAGAAGCCCAGUCCUGGUAUCAGAGAAGAAGGGGUGUGUUCUCUGCCACAACACCUUCAGCGAGCCGGACUGUGUGUGUCUUCCAGGAGGCGUGCCCGUACACACACACUGUGCCGCCCAGAGGGUGGUACGAGACUCGCCCACCAAGAGACAACUAGCCAAUAGCAACAACCACACAUGAAGCCCCUGCCCACCACCACCACCCAAGCCUCGCCCAGAGCCAGUGUGAUGGGAGGAGCCUAGCAGCAGCCCGGGCUGUGAUUGGUUGCGUCUGGGGGGGUCACAUCAGAUGAUGACUAUGGGGGAUAAAAGCACAGAGGUUACCAUGGCUACCGUGGUCCAGCAUAGUGGGAGCAGCCCUGGAGCAUACUCAGAAACACAGAGCUGACCACACUUCUCUACUGUGUGUGUGUGUGUGUGUGUGUGUGUGUGUGUGUGUGUGUGUGUGUGUGUGUGUGUGUGUGUGUGUGUGUGUGUGUUCUCGUUCAUUUGUGAAUGAAGGAAGGAAGGUAUUUAUUCCAGUGCCUCCAUUCAUAAACAACAGGGAGACUGAUGACCGACUGAGAUGUGAAUGAAGUUCUACAACAAGAAUGAACUCCACAUCCAUCCAUCAUGACUCGAAACACAUUGAAGUGAAACCUACAGUCUGUCCUGGUCCAGUGCUGAACCCCUCCUCUGCUAUGUCUGUCCUGGUCCAGUGCUGAACCCCUCCUCUGCUAUGUCUGUCCUGGUCCAGUGCUGAACCCCUCCUCUGCUAUGUCUGUCCUGGUCCAGUGCUGAACCUCUGCUAUGUCUGUCCUGGUCCAGUGUUGAACCCCUCUGCUAUGUCUGUCCUGGUCCAGUGUUGAACCCCUCCUCUGCUAUGUCUGUCCUGGUCCAGUGCUGACCCCCUCCUCUGCUAUGUCUGUCCUGGUCCAGCGCUGAACCCCCUCCUCUGCUAUGUCUGUCCUGGUCCAGUGCUGAACCCCCUCCUCUGCUAUGUCUGUCCUGGUCCAGUGCUGAACCCCCUCCUCUGCUAUGUCUGUCCUGGUCCAGUGCUGAACCCCCUCCUCUGCUAUGUCUGUCCUGGUCCAGUGCUGAACCCCCUCCUCUGCUAUGUCUGUCCUGGUCCAGUGCUGAACCCCCUCCUCUGCUAUGUCUGUCCUGGUCCAGUGCUGAACCCCUCCUCUGCUAUGUCUGUCCUGGUCCAGUGCUGAACCCCUCCUCUGCUAUGUCUGUCCUGGUCCAGUGCUGAACCCCUCCUCUGCUAUGUCUGUGUAAUGGAUGUGAAAUGGCUAGCUAGUUAGCGGGUACGCGCUAGUAGAGUUUCAAUCAGUUAUGUCACUUGCUCUGAAACCUAGAAGUAGGGUUGCACCUUGCUCUGCAAGGGCCGUGGCCUUUGUGGCGCGAUGGGUAACGAUGCUUCGUGGGCGACCGUUGUUGAUGUGUGCAGAGGGUCCCUGGUUCGUGCCCGUGUCGGGGCGAGGGGACGGUUUAAAGUUAUACUGUUACAUCUGUCCUGGUCCAGGCAUUAACCUGAGGUGAGCUUGAGUCUAUCCCUGGGAAGGGUCUUACUGCAGACCAGUUAGGCACCUCCUCCUUCACUACAGUGGCUCCUCUCUGCUGCUGGUAUCUGAGACUGAGCUUGAAGACGAUGAUUCCCCAAGUGAGGCUGCGUUCACAGCCAGGAGAGUUCCUAAGUGUUGCUAAAUGUUCUUCUGUGUUGCACACGCUUUCUCACCCCUCCAACCUGCUCCCCUACCCGAACCUUGUGUCCACACUACUCAAGAACUGUCUCUCUGCCUUCAAGCAAAAAAACAAUGGUUUGGUUUUCAUUUUGCAAACCAAGGUGGGGUUGAAACAUCCAGCUAACCUGAUGCUAGCUGGUUUCAGCUCAGACCAGGGCCGUAUUCAUUAGACACCAAACUGAAGAAAAUGGGAGAGGGACGAGCUGAGCCAUCUCAAAAAACAAACGUGUUUUCCUUUUCCACUGCAAAACGUUUUGCUUCGGUGUUCCCUGAUGAACGUGACCCAGCUCUAUGGGACGUGAAAUGCUAAAACAGAACAGAAGAAUUGGCUAAUGUUUCACUAACCAAAGUUACGUUUAACUUGGUCCCAGAUCUGUUAGUGCUCAUGCCAACUUCAUUGCUAUUAUUCAAGCCAAUUAUUUUUGGCAUGACUAUGAGUGACAAGGAGUUGUCAUGGUGACACAAACAGACUGGCACUCAGGCUAAGCUAUGUCCUAUUUAUAGAGUUCUCAGCUUUGUAUCUGUCCCAUUAAGGCGUCAGUGACAGCAUGGGCAGCACCAUUGAGGCUAUCACCAUUUUAAAGUAGUACAUUUUCUUUUUUUUAUGUUUGUAAAAGUGUAUCGCUAAUAUUAGUGAUUUACCGCCACCUGCAUUGCGUGGGGUCUUGAACCAAAUCUUGUUAUUUAUUGUGGCCACUAGAUGGCGGUGAUAUAGCUUAAAUCCAUUUACAAACUCAGAAAACCAAUUUUGAGGAGGACAAUGCUCUGAUCAUUGACUGAUCACUCCCAACUCAUAGGAAUCCCUGUCCAGUUGACUACUUUAAAAUGGUGGAAGCGCUCAGUGGCAAAGUCCAUGUAAAUAGUGUUAUUUCCAAGUAAUGAACUCUAUACAUCUCUAUGGUCCUGUCCCAGUUCAUGUAGAUCAGUGAACAACAUGAACAAAGCAAGAAAUCAGCCUUUGUAUUAACACAUUGAUUUACAGGGAACCCUUCAAUUAUGCAACUUAGCCGGUAAAAUAUUAAUUUUUGUACCGACGCGUUAAAACCAGCUGAGCAUUUAGUGAACAGGAAAAGGGGAAACGCAUUGCAAUGCAGUCUAUUUGUUUCAAUGCUUUAGUUGUUUUGUUCUCACGCUGCUUGCAAGGUUUAUAGAAAACUGAUUUCUCUGUCAAAAAAAACUAUUUUGACUUUUUAAAAUGUGUGAAAUGUCAAAUUUUUGAUGGAUAUUGCAAUAGACCAUUUGAUGAGCACAGACGAAGUGAAACCCCUCUUUCUCACACACACACACACACACAAACUCUCCUUCUCUAUGAUAUCCAGUUAUAUCCAAUUUGUUUCUCUGUUGGUGAAGGGUGUUGUGUGUCUGUCUGUUUCUCAGGUGGCACCCUAUUCCCUGUAUAAUACACUACAUUUGACCAGGACCUCUGGCCAUUUGGGAUGCACCCUCUGUCUUUGGGGAUGGAGCUCUGAUCAAAACCACGUUUUUAUUUAAUAAUUUUUUAAAUUCAGCCUUUAAUUCCAAACUCCGUCCUGAUCACACCGUAACUGCUACCAUGUGAAUAGAAACAGCCGGCUAUGACUCUACAUGUUGUAGAUGAGGGUGUUUCUGUCUGGCUCUCUGUUCCCUCCAUACUUCACCUCUGCUUUCAUUCUCUAUUGGCACCGGUUAUCUACUUAAUGCUCUGUUACUUGAUAAAGGAAUGAAUCACUGUCCUGUUUGAAUGAAUCACUGUCCUGUUUGAAUGAAUCACUGUCCUGUUUGAAUGAAUCACUGUCCGUUACACGAUUUGAAGAUCAAAAUGUUUUUUUAAUCAUUGGAAGAGGGUGUAGUAGGAUGGAAGUGUAGAAUACCGGACUGAGCAGUCUUCAAGGUUUUGUUAAACGCCAAAGGUAUUGUUCCCAUGAUAUUUGGGGAAAACAAAAAUAAAAAAUAAUCAUUCUUGUGUAUGUAAAGCCAGUAGCAUAUUUGUGGGCAUGGCUGACUAUUCCAGUGGCUGGUUCCAUGCACAGUGAUUGGCCAGGAGAACUAGGUCAGAUGUACCGAUUGGACACAUUAAUCACAGUAACUCCGCCCCCCCAAGAGUGGCACGUUUUGGAGGAGAUGAUAUCAGUGCACAACACCUUUUAACACUGUCUGGCACCCUAUUUAGUAUGUAGUGUACUACUUUGGACCAGGGCACAUAAUGGGUGUGGUCAAAAGUAGUGCACUAUAUAGGACAUUGGGUUCCAUUUCAGACACCUUCAGUACCAUCCAUCCUUCUGUAUGGUCAUCUCUGGAUGGAUAUUCAAAAUGGACCCAUCCUUUUCCAUCACUUCUCAGAUCAGUGACGUCUGAUUUCAGGAUCAGCCUGUUUUUAGAUUGCUACAUGUUGAAUAACACCUUUAACUUUGGUUCCAGGCUUCUGUUAGUGCCUGGAUACACAUGGGCCCUGGUCUAAAGUAGUGCACUAUAUAGGGAAUGGGGUGUCAUUUGCCCUGGUCUAAAGUAGUGCACUAUAUAGGGAAUGGGGUGCCAUUUGCCCUGGUCUAAGUAGUGCACUAUAUAGGGAAUGGGGUGUCAUUUGCCCUGGUCUAAAGUAGUGCACUAUAUAGGGAAUGGGGUGUCAUUUGCCCUGGUCUAAAGUAAAGCACUAUAUAGGGAAUGGGGUGCCAUUUGGGAUGCAGGGGUUUACUCUGCACAAAGAAGGACUUACUGUCUUCUGCCUUCUCCCUUGACACCAAUAACACAUCAUGUGUAUAAACAUGACCUUAAACAAACCUACUCUCUGGCUCUCUCCCUUUCUAUCUCUCUGUCUCUCUCUCCUGAUGUAUUUUAUAAAUAUAUAGAUACUGGUAUGUGUAUAUACUGUAUAUAUAGUAGUUUGUUGCUUUGUAAAUCAAUGUAGGUGGAAUGUACAACCUGUGAAGAUGUCCAUUUUAAUAAACAUGACUACAUGCUGACAUCAGUUGGUUAUUAAGAAUAUAUUAUAUUAUUAAGAUGUCCAUUUUAAUAAACAUGACUACAUGCUGA
Molecule: messenger RNA, 7480 nt
Organism: Salvelinus fontinalis (brook trout)
Lineage: Eukaryota; Metazoa; Chordata; Actinopteri; Salmoniformes; Salmonidae
Product: transforming growth factor-beta receptor-associated protein 1 homolog
Exons: 12
Coding region: 301-2925 (874 amino acids)
Biological process (GO): intracellular protein transport; autophagy; endosomal vesicle fusion
Cellular component (GO): cytoplasm; membrane
Source: RefSeq, a predicted model, not a curated record